AUGUCACUAACCUUCAAUGGCCAGCAUGACCCGUGGGGGAAACCUGGAAAGGAGUCCCUCGCUGGACGCUUGUGGUCUAAGAUGCCCGGAGCAACAGGGCUCAAAGACUCGGAAACAUACUCAGAGAUGUGGAUGGGGACAUACCCUACACUCCCCUCUCGACUGGCUUCCAAUGGCGAGCUUCUCCUCGACCAUCUCAAAAAAAACCCACAUCUUGUGGGAGAUGCGGUGAAGGAAAAGUUUGGUCUGGAUAUUCCAUUUUUGCCAAAGGUCCUCUCCUUCCAAAAAGCACUCCCGCUUCAGAUCCACCCAGACAAGGCUCUGGCUGAGCGCUUGCAUGAGAAGAACCCCGAGGAAUUCGGUGACUCCAAUCAUAAGCCUGAGAUAGCGAUUGCCUUGUCUCGUUUUGAAUCGUUUGUUGGAUUCAAGCCACUGGAGGAGUUGUCCGAGAUUGUGCAAUUGAAACCUCUCCAGCCCUUUGCGCCCGGGCAGAAACUCAAUGAUAAGAGUCUGAGAGACCUCUGCAAAACCAUGUUGGAGCUGUCGCCUGAGAAGGUCUCUGAGCUCGUCAAGCAGCUGCAACAGUUGCCCAAGUCGGACCUAGGGAAAUAUGACUUCAUUCCCGGCCUUUUGAGCCGACUGAAUGAGCAGUACUCACAGUUCGACAACGGCAACCUUGUCGCGGUUCUCUUCAUGAACUAUAUGAUCCUGGAGCCUGGUGAGGCACUCUGUGUUCCUGCCGACAGUAUGCACGCCUACCUUUCGGGCGACAUUCUCGAGUGUAUGGCUCGAUCGGACAACGUCCUCAACGUUGGGUUCUGUCCGCGCUCUGCUCGGGAUAACGUUGAACUGUUCUCUGAAGCUCUUACUUUCAAGCCUCACCAGCCCAAGGAUGCGUAUCUACCGCCCAAGUCGGUCCCAAUUGGCGUGAAUGGCAAAACCAAAGCAUACAUGCCACCUUUCAGCGAGUUCAACGUUCUGAGUCUGGAUCUGGCGGCUGGCCAAACUGAGACUCAUAUCCCGCUACAGGCCCCCAGUAUCUUGAUUGUGACUCAAGGCUCUGGAGAGUUACGCAAUACCAAGAAAAACGAACGCAUUGAGAUUAGCGAGGGAAAUGUCUUCUUCGUGGGCCCAGACGCUGAGCUGUCGUUUUCCACCUCGGACGGCUUGACAAUCUAUAGAUCGUGUGCUACAUUUUAA
Molecule: messenger RNA, 1200 nt
Organism: Penicillium chermesinum
Lineage: Eukaryota; Fungi; Ascomycota; Eurotiomycetes; Eurotiales; Aspergillaceae
Exons: 3
Coding region: 1-1200 (399 amino acids)
Biological process (GO): carbohydrate metabolic process; GDP-mannose biosynthetic process
Cellular component (GO): cytosol
Molecular function (GO): zinc ion binding; mannose-6-phosphate isomerase activity
Source: RefSeq, a predicted model, not a curated record